Molecule: messenger RNA, 981 nt
Organism: Miscanthus lutarioriparius
Lineage: Eukaryota; Viridiplantae; Streptophyta; Magnoliopsida; Poales; Poaceae
Source: the annotation of a GenBank genome assembly
AUGCUCUCGUUGCGGCCACACCGCACCACCUUCUCGCGCCCCUUGAGUUGGCCGAGACGGGGACGCCUUGGCGGAGCCGCCGCGCCGCACUAUGUUAGCGCCGCGGCACCGGCGGCUGCUCUGGAGUCAGCUGCGCCUCCGGAGAGCGUCUCCUUCCCGAUUCUGGUGAAUGGCUGCACUGGUAAAAUGGGGUUAUCUGUCGCUGAGGCUGCUGCUCUGAGGGGCCUUCACUUAGUCCCUGUUUCAUUCAGUAGUAGAGAGAAGGUUGAAAAAGCAAUACAAGUUGGACAAACAGACAUUCGGAUAUAUGGUCCUUCUACAAGAGAAGAUGUUCUUUCAUCUAUCGCUGAUGAAUUCCCAGAUGUCAUUGUUGUGGACUACACAGCACCUGAUUCUGUGAACUCUAAUGCUGAGCUCUAUUGCAAGCUUGGCUUGCCAUUUGUGAUGGGCACAACUGGUGGGAACAAGCAUUUGCUCUACAAGUCAGUGCAAGAUUCAAAAAGUUAUGCUCUAAUAUCUCCACAGAUGGGCAAACAGGUGGUUGCAUUUGUUGCUGCAAUGAAAAUCAUGGCUGAGCAGUUUCCAGGGGCUUUUUCAGGCUAUCAUUUAGAAGUUUUAGAAUCCCAUCAAGCUGGCAAGCUGGACACAUCUGGUACAGCUAAAGACGUGAUUGCUUGUUUUGAGAAACUAGGUGUGUCAUAUGACAUGAACAGGAUGGUUAAGAUUAGAGAUCCUGAACAGCAGCUUGAGAUGGUUGGUGUCCCUGAAGAACACAUUCAAGGGCAUGCAUUCCAUUUGUAUCAUCUCACUUCUCCUGAUGACAGUGUUUCAUUUGAGUUCCAGCACAAUGUUUGUGGCCGUUCAAUCUACGCUGAAGGAACUAUUGAUGCGGCAAUAUUUCUGCAUAGGAAGGUACAAUCAAAGGAUUCUAAGAGAAUAUAUAAUAUGGAUGAUGUCUUGCGAGAAGGAUUCAUGCGAUAA